CUAACAGACGUAUCUAGAGCGCGUGCGUGCCAGCAGCAAACAGAGUAGUAUCUUGGGCAUACAAAAGCAGCCAACACGCGCAGUGUUCUCUAGCUAAAUAUAAAAAAAAAAAAAAAAAAAAAAAAACGAACAACAUUUCGACAAGAUAUUUUAUCGAAAUGCGCUACAACAACUGAUAAUAAAAACGGCGCUGUAAAAAAGAAUCUCAACUUGCGAGUGUUCCAAAGAUUUUCUAGUGCAAAAACUUGUUUAUUUCGCAAUUUUGUUCAGUAAAUUGCAAGCCAAUUAAAAAGUAUAACUAAAAAAAGAAAGAAACGAAAACAAAAACAGCAAAUUGUGCAGGAAAAAUCUGCAAGGGCUAAGUGUGCGAGUGAGUGCAUUGCAAGUUGUUGUUGUGCAUCUUGCUGAGAGAGCGAGCGAGCGAGCGAGAGAGAGAGAGAGAGCUUUAAGUGCACUUGACAGCUGCUGCUGCUGCAGUUGACAGUAGCUGACAACAUUCCAUCGAGUUCUAUCCGGUCCUAGACGCAUCGCUUGACGCUUGACUAAUUGCCAGAUAUCAAUUAUGACAGCGGAGACACUUAAGCCAUUUAUAACACCGACGAGUGCCGUUAAUAAUUUUCCGGCCAAGCAAUCGGGCACGAAGAGGAAAACCAGACAGCUCAUACCGAUUAUCUUGAGCAUUGUUGCACUCGUUCUGGUCGCCGGCAUCCUCAUUUUAACGAUCUGGCAGACGAUACGGGUGCGACAGCUGGACACGGAUCUGGCCAGUCUGCGGCGGGAAGUGGACAGUUUGCGGCAGAGGCUGGGCAUUAAUUAUCUGGAGGACUUGGCGGAAUUCCAAAAGGAGUAUACGAACCUGCUCAUUCAUGAUCCCAACAAGCUGGACGACCUCGAGGGCGAGGAGGACGACAACGAGAACGAUGAUGACGAUGAUGAUGAUGAUGACGACGACGUCGGCAGCUGGGUCGACAGCGGGAACGUGGACGACGACGACGACGAGGAUGAGGAUGCGGGCAACGAGCGCACCGAUUACGAUGAGUAUCUGGACUUGAUAAAACAGGAAACGGACGACACUCGCACGACAGUCCAGGGCAUCCAAGAUGGAACCGAAACAGCUGCAUCCGCCUCCGAUUCCGCCGCCGCCUCCGGCUCCACCUCGGCGGCGUCCAAUGAUGAUAAUGUAUUUGACGAUUUCACCAGCUAUAAUGAUUCCAAAAAGAAGAAGGAACGAACUCUAACUAGAAACAGAAAAUCUCGCUCCAUUGCGGAGUUGCGCAAUGAGCUGCAGAGCAACGAUCUGGCACAGAUUCAAAACAACCAAAACCAAACAGAUGCGCAGAUAAACAAGAGCGCUGUUACCUCUGAUAGCACCACUGUGCACCACCUGCACCGGCAGCGUCCACGAGUGCGUCAGGGCCGUCAACGUCUUUUGGUGCGCAAAGGCGAAUCUCCUGUUUCAGCGAAAUCCGCCGAUUACAAUGCGGCCGGCGGCGGGGGAUCUCUCACGGCUGCAGCCCAUUUCCACUUGAAUCGGAAGGUGCCGCAUCACCAGGCGCCCAUUCGGCUCCACUCUUAUGAGGGGGACAUGUAUAUGGGGCAUGCCACCGCCAGCAGCGACAAUCAGUGGCAGCAGCAUUUCAGCGUCAACAACGGCAUCCUGACUGUGCAUCAGCCGGGCCUCUACUAUGUAUAUGCCCAGAUCUGCUAUAAUAAUACACACGAUCAGAACGGCUUCAUCAUCUUCCACGGGCACAACGCCUUCCUGCAGUGCCUGAACACGGUGCCGACGCAUAUUGAUAAGAUACACACCUGCCACACGAGCGGCCUGAUCCAGCUGCAGAAGGAGGAAUCGAUACAUCUGCGCGACAUCCAUCGAGAUCGCAAUGUCAUGCUGAGGGAUGUCAGUAAUCGCAGCUACUUUGGCAUCAUCAAGAUCUAGAUGCGCUUCACGGGAAUCUGAAGAAUUUAAGCUUUAGUAGUUGCGACUACUCAAUUAAACAAAUACGAAUACGCAUACGCAUACAGCAUAGUAGAUGACUAAUUUAGGGCUAGCUUUAGUAACAUUCUAUUUACACAAACUUAUAUUCAUAAACCUAACUCUAACAUGAACAGGCUUAUAAUACCAUAUUUAUUUUGUAUAUAUACGAUUAAUUCAAAUUCUGUAUGAGAAUUGCCAUAAU
This is a messenger RNA of Drosophila novamexicana, 2180 nucleotides long. It is a transcript of the gene egr, whose product is annotated as protein eiger. Gene Ontology annotation, biological process: immune response. The transcript has 7 exons. Gene Ontology annotation, molecular function: tumor necrosis factor receptor binding; receptor ligand activity. Lineage: Eukaryota; Metazoa; Arthropoda; Insecta; Diptera; Drosophilidae. The record is from RefSeq and is a predicted model, not a curated record. Gene Ontology annotation, cellular component: membrane. Bases 563 to 1939 code for a protein of 458 amino acids.